ACGUGCGCGCUUCCGGCGGGUGUAGACGGGGCUUCGGGACUCUUUCCCGGGAUACCUGCGGACCGCAUGGAAGACAGACGAUGAAUCAGAUGUGGUCCUCGCCCUGAAGGAACCCCUACUGGAGGAGAGAAACCUUUGGAAGAUUUUAGUACCAGUGCAAAGACUCUUGGAAGCAUGAUACCCAGAAAACCUGUCUUAUCUGUGAGUGCAAGAAAAAUUAAGGACAAUGCAGCUGAUUGGCAUAAUUUAAUCCUGAAAUGGGAAACCCUCAAUGAUGCAGGUUUUGCUACAGCAAAUAAUAUUGCCAACCUGAAAAUCAGUUUAUUGAGUAAAGACAAGAUAGAGUUAGAGAACAGCAGCCUGGCUUCCAAUGACAAUGCAGAAAAGAUGCACCCGGAGUACAGUAAGGAGCUGGAGAUGCUGUGUGAGGGGCUGCAGGCCACCUUAGAUGGUUUGACCAAAAUACAGGGGAAAAUGGAAAAGCUGUCUUCAACUGCCAAGGGAAUUUGUGAACUAGAAAAUUACCAUUAUGGGGAGGAGACAAAACGGCCCCUCCUGUUUCACACAUGGCCCACAGCCCAUUUUUAUGAGGUUUCCCGCGAGCUCUCUGCCAUGUACUGGAAGGAGCUCCUCCUGAAGCGCACCAUCGUUGAAGAGCUGGCACACACUGUGGACCAUGACCUCACCCUGAGCUACCUGUCCAUGUGGCUGCACCAGCCCUACGUGGAGAGUGACAGCAAGCUGCUUCUGGAAAGCAUGCUGCUCGAAACAGGCCACCGAGCACUGUGACUGCCCAACAUGGCUUUGUGCAUGAGCCUCCAGGCUCUGUACUACUGGCUUCUGUAGCUCCCAAGGUGGACAGUCUUUCAGGUAGGAUCCAGUGCUGCACCCCAGGAUUAUACCGUGUUCUGGCGUGGCCACCCACUGACCUUCUUAGAGUCUUCCAGACUGGAUCAUUUCACCAGCUCCCUGCAGCCUCCCCAGACACAUUACUGCUGUGUGCCAUCCACCACUCAGCAUCAUUGGCACCUACUGUGAGUCUGUCCCCCAUGAAGACUUCUGCUGGAAAUAAAUGAAUUCAUCAGAAUGA
Messenger RNA from Equus caballus (horse), 1090 nucleotides. RefSeq names its product cyclin dependent kinase 2 interacting protein (gene CINP). Lineage: Eukaryota; Metazoa; Chordata; Mammalia; Perissodactyla; Equidae. The record is from RefSeq and is a predicted model, not a curated record.